ACAAACCAACUUCAAAAACUGCACCGCUGGCUCCGCGGAUCGGGCGAAAUGCCGCUUCGUUGGGGACGUAAAAGUGCCACAGUUAACGGGGUCUGGCACACGGCUUACGUAACGGCACAGACGCACGACUUCGCCUGUGGCUGUUUGAGAAUCCUUUAUUAAUUUUUGACAGCAGUUUGAAGUCAGGCUUUCCCUUCCACCCCCCCGCCUUGCGCCGGUGUUGGUACAGCCAGACACUCCGGUCCUUAUGGAGUAGCUGCUGAGGAGGCUCUGGAGUUUGGAGAGAGUGUGCUGAUGAGUUUUGCGCCAGGAAGUCAUGGCGGUGGGAAGGUGUCUUUGUUGCUCCGGAUUAGUCUGCUGCUGAAGCUCGCGUUUCUUCUCCUCGUCUGCAUGCUAACAGCGGCAGGGGGCAACCGGGUGCGCGUGCCAGAGAGAGUCAGCGCCGUGCUGGGGAAGAACGUGACACUGGGCUGCCAGGUGGAGGUCAGCUCCAACCUGAGCCUGACCCAGAGCUCCUGGGAGCGCCGGCUGCCCUCGGGCUCCAUCACGCUGGCAGUCUUCAAUCCGCAGUUUGGCACCUCCGUUGCCCCCAGUUACGCCAAGCGCCUGGCCUUCUACUCGCCAUCAUCGCACGAUGCCACCAUCACACUGGCGGACGUGGGCUUUGCUGACGUUGGCACCUAUACCUGCAAGGUGGCCACAUUCCCCCUGGGUAACACCCAGGCCUCGACACACAUCAGCGUCAUGGUCGAGCCGAAGGUGUACGUGUCAGCAGGUUCCGCCCCCUUGCUGGACGGUGGGAACGAGACAGUGGUGGCCACCUGCACGGCGGAGCGGGCCCUCCCCCAGGCCGAAGUCUCCUGGGAGUCCAACCUUUUCGGCCGCUCGCAGGUGCACCUGCAGGCGGAGGCUAACGGCACCACCACCACGCAGGUUCGCUACGCCUGGCACCCGACCCGCCACGCCCAGGGGCAAAGCCUCACGUGCGUGGUGCGUCACCCGGCACUGCAGACAGAGUUCCGGAUCCCCUACCAAAUCAAUGUGCAGUUCGCCCCAGAUGUGACGGUCGUGGGAUAUGAAGGGGACUGGUUCAUCGGGCAGGAGAAUGCCCAGCUCCAAUGCCGGGCCAACGCCAACCCUCCAGUCCGCUCAUACACGUGGACCAGGCUGGAUGAUGAGCUUCCUGGGGACGUCUAUGUGGUCAACAAUACUCUGGUCUUCAGCCACCUACUGCGCCGCAAUGACUCUGGAGUGUACAGGUGUGAGGCAGGAAACGGCAUCGGCAGGCGCAGCAGGGACACGCGGAUCCGAGUCCAAGAGCCUCCUCCUACCACCAUCCUCCCCGCCACCCCCCUUCCUGCCCUGAAUGACGGGGGUCUGGCCACCGCCCCCCUCAGUAAGGAACGCGCCCCGUUCACCUCUCCGACACUGGCCUCCUUGCCUGAAGGCAGUCUGGGUGCCAUCGUGGGUGGAGCAGUGGGCGGGGCCCUCUUCCUGGUUCUGCUGCUGGUGUUGGGGGGGACCUGCUACCGAAGGCAGCAGCGCACGUUCCGGGGCGACUACUACACCAAGCAGUACCUGGGACCGGCCGACAUGCAGAAGGAGCCACACGUCGACAUGCUGCAGCCGCACGAGCUGCAGGAAGUGUACGGCAGCAGAGAUGCAGGGAAGGGGGCUCGCGAAGCCCCCAAGGCAUCUACCGUCCAAUCCGAUAAGGACAGGGAGGAGUGGGGGGACGGGGUCAUCAAUGGACGUAGCCGUGCCCUGCGGGAGGCAACCCGCUACCCCGAACGGCAUAAUCAUAACCACAACCACCAUGGCACCCCCCUGAGGGGGCCAGCACCGCCAUGUGCGCGUAUCUCGGCCAUGAACCACAGUGCCCCCUACCUGCCGGAGGACUGCUAUGACAACAGUCCAGACGGUGAUUACGUGUCCCAUGUGGAUGGGUCUGUGAUUUCCCGUAGGGAAUGGUAUGUCUGAGCAGGGGGGUGAAGGUGGCAGCGCCACGAUGGAUUAACAAAGAGAUCAGACUGAAGAUGGUGUGAGAAGCUUUAGAUGGGAGAUUUACAAAGGAAAAAAAACUUCCUCUGUCUUGCUCAUGGAACAUUACUAUUUUUUUUAUAUAAAUUUAUCACGGGGUUCAGAAAUUUAGUAGAGGUGUAUGUGUGCCUGGAAAUGCACUAGGAUACUGGAGCACUAUUUCCAUGUGGCAUCUUGUUUUCAGCCAAAAGUCUGUAGGACGCAUCGGCGGGACCCUGUGCCCCGAACCUGUAGCCUCACCUUGGCACCUGGUCAGGCGUGCCGUCCUGUCGGAUUUCUUUAAAAAAAUAAAUACACUUAUUUGGUGAUGCAUUAAGAAUAUUUGUCCUUGUUUGUCAUACUGGACAAGACAUUUUUAAACAUUAGAUUAACUGCCAAACCUAAUUAGUCAAAACACAAGAUAAUACGAAAUGUAAUUGCUCGUGUUGACAGGAAUGUAGUUGCCAUGGAAAUGCUUCUUACGGAAGCAUCACAUUAAAACGCAUCGAUGGAGGCUGGGCUUUUUUUUUUUUGGGAGGGGGUUCUGUGUAAUAGAUCAGCUGUGUGGUUCUAUGUCUCAUCCCCCAAUUUAUGCAACAAACCUCCCCCCCCCCACCUUGUCAUGUGACUAUGGUCUGGUUGGGAGGGUGGCGGGCUGGGCUCAUCACCCUUGGCACAGGUUUACUGCUGAACUCAUUGCCUGAGUGAGUUGGUUUCAUCCACCCCAGUUCGAAAAUGUCAGAAGAUAAAAAACCCACAUGCUUAAUGCAUACAGUCAGGCGGGGGGGCCUUGGACAAAGCAUAUGGGGUCUCCCUGUGGUGUCACAUUUUCUCAAAUCUCAGAAUCUCACACAAACAUUUUAAAUCUUUAUUUUGUACUAUUUGUUUACCAAAUUUACCAAAUGCUUUGCUGGCAGUGACUGUAACUUUAAUGGAAGAUGUGAGUGUUGGUCAUUGCAUAAGUAUUCAGACCCCUGAACUAAAUAUUUGGUCUGAGCACAUUUUGGUCCCGAUUUCUAACCGCAGCUCAUCUGGUUUGGUGUCACUGUGUCCAUUCAUGCUGGCAAGUUUGUUCAGAAAUAUUGGCUGCAGUUUAGGCUAUUUGCAAAGGUACAUCGUGUGUAUAAUCUUACCAAUUGCAGAAUUCAUCGUAUUUUAUUCCUAUUGAGAAUAAGGAAAUGCGGUGAAAAAAGAACAUUUAAAUAUUAUUGUAAGAAAUCUAAAAUGAGAAACUGUUAGAAAUGUUUCAAGCAAAAAAGUUGUCAGUACAAGUGCCGAAAAAUGAUGGAAUUGGAGGAAUGUAGAAAAUUGGCCAGUUUUUGUGUGUUUGUAAUUAUCUAAGAUUAAUUCUCGGAUGCAUUUGUCGUGCAAGCAGACGGUACAGAACUACAGCUGCUAACGAUUUUGUACAGCAUACACGACUAAUGAGUAAAGUUUGUGUCCGGACACUUUCCAUUAUGUCGGCUCGUGGUAAUAUUUGUCACUUUUACAUGUGGCGUUCAUUAUCUCAUUAGUGAAAUGCAUGCAGGGGCACUUUGAUGUUAAAAUUUAAUUGCAUUUAUUGUAAAAGAGCAGGCAUAUGGAUACAUGUCUUGUCCUAGAGAAAGGCAGAAGUGUUUUUUUAUUUAUUUAUUUAUUUUUUUUGGGGGGGUGGGGGGCAGUUUUGAUUGCCCUAAACCUUUAAUUGCAUAUUAAGGUAAAUUAAACAGGCAAAUAGCUGUGGGGAUGGUGACCUGUACCCUAACUGUGCGGCACCCUAGGUGUUUAAACAAUAACACUUAAUGCUAUUUUUAAUGAUCUCAUUAUUUCUUGGGCACGGUGAGAUUCCAGAUUGCAGGCAAGCAAGUGGAAGAGCGUUUGUUCUCCUCUCCCCGAGUGCCUUUUCUAUUCUGACUGCAUCCAUCUUUACAGGUGUUGCAGAAUGUCACAUGUAUGUGCCGCCCCCCUGCACAUUUGUUAUCGACAAUAUCAGCCAUGCACUGAGCCUAAUUUCUGAUGAACCAUUUGGGGGAGGGGUGGGACUUUUAUUUUUUAUGCAACUUUCCAAAAACAUGGACUUGUGGGUAACUUCUGCCAGGAACGUUUACAGCAAAGAGUGAGCUGAGUGGUCGGGAUGCUUAGCAGUGUUAACAAACUAGCCUAUUGCCUUUGCGGUGUAGAUGAUGCCAGCAAAAAGACUAAAAUGCCACUAGGCAAGAGUGUUCAUGUUCCGAAUAAAAUAUUCUGCCAUGCUGAGUUCUGGCAGAUGUCAGGUAUGAGACCACAUGGACGGUGAAAACGCAUCAUUGCCUAAGAGAAACAGGCAGAAAUGGGGAUAAGGUACAGGAAGAAUCUGGCAAGCCCCAAAGCACUAAUUGCAAACUGCCCCCAUGAGCACCUCAGCAGGCGCAUGCCUCAUAAUCCUCAACUGCCCCUCCCCCCACCCCAUAACCAACUGACUGACCCUAUUUAAGCCCAGAAGCAAUUAGGGCAGCUGUGCUUCAUUAGCUGACGUGUCUGUAGGCACAGGUCUGGUGAUCGAUCGCCAUGGUAAUGAGUGAUAGCCCAAAUUUUAAUCUCAUUGUGCUGCACCCCAACUGCCUCUUAAUUUUGAGUUUUUAAAAUAUGAAAUUAUUCUUUCGUUUUGUGAAAUGGGACACAAGGGGAUUCUGUGAGACGCGGGGUGGGGCGUGCUGCUCUGCCCUCAGACUCUGCAGGAUUUAUGCCAGGGAUUCCUCGAUCCGUGCUUGGAUGGCGUUGCUGUCAAGAGGCCAUGCUGGAACUGGGGGCAGGAGGGGGGAGUCAUUCCUAAACAUAUUAUUCACCUUUUGAUUCUGGUAUAAGAAGAAGGAAUUUGUCAUCUGUGGGUUAGAGUGUGGGUUUAAACCUUGCGUGCAAACGACCUUUUGAGACUGCAGAACCAGAGGAGCCAUACUUCAGUAUGUGGCUGGUUUGGGGGGUGGGGGGAGGGAAUCUUUGUUGUGGAUGGAAGAAUCCAUCCGCCUUUUUCGUUGUGUAUAUUUCUCCUCCUUACUGAUCUUCCCCUUCCUAUCCGCCUGGCAGGAAGUCUGUGCUUUUCGGUCGCUCAGCCAGCAUAUUUUGGAGUCCCCUUCGGCGCUCGCAGUCCAAUGCACUCACAAGAGGACACAGGCCGCAUGUGUGCCACGCCGACCCCCGGCAGCUCUGAGAAUGUCGCGGUUUUUAAUUAACCUCCAUCCGCUUGAGUGAGGGGUGGUGGUGUGCACUGUACAGCUGCCACAUCGCCACGCCUGCCAACAGACUGACACGCUCCUAGUUUCUAUGCCUGGGGCUCCUCAUAAACCCCACAUACACAUGCACAGCCUCUUAAGGCAGCCAUCAUGCCUGCCUACAUGCAUAGAAGCAUCCUGACCUUUCACCUUAAGGGCCACGCCCCUUUGACGGACUCACCUGCAGGGCCUUAAGCAGAUACUGGUGGCCGGUCUGGUAUGUCUCUGUGCUUUGACAGCGCCUGUCCAUCUGUCCCUUUCACAUCUGUCUCGCAUUUUGUUACAUUUCUGAUGACUCAGAUGGUGCCCUUCAGGUUUAGAAAGAUUGAUUUAAUUGUUGGUGCCUUUUUUCAUUUAUUCCUUUGUACUUGGUAUGUUGCCAUUACAUCACAGCAUUGCUGUGGAUACUGGUAUCCAUGGUAAUUAGACCCACAUCUUUAACCUUUUCAGCAAGGAAUCUGUGAAUUUCGUAUCACGGGCGAAGCCUCUGCACUUUUCCUAGUCUCAAGGCCAGAAAAUGGCAGUGACAGUCGUUCUGAGCUCCUGCCGUAAUUUACUGCAAUAAAACCUGGAAAUGUGUCCAAAACUCCACUGAUGAGAGUGAAUAUUCUCAUUGCCACUUAAGUGUGAUUCUGUUCUGUGCCGUUAGAUGCACAUGGUUGUGCUUAUAUACACAUACGUGUUUAUGUAAAUUUGUUACAGCUCUGAGGUCAGUGUCGUGUGUCUUGCGUUUCUCACGUUAGCAUUAGGCACAGGAAUGUCAGAACUAGCCAACGUCAGCCACAUUGUAGCUGACCGAACCGCCAUUAACGUUAGCCAAGUAGCCUUGCCGGUAGUGUGGUAAUAUUAUCGGUAUUGUAAUUGUUCAAUAGAAACAAAUUAAUGUUAGAGGAAAGCUUCUCUGUACAGUUUUCUCUGGAGAGUUAGGUCUGUUCCUCUCCUGUUUCCUGCUAAUAUUGUUUUUUUUUUUUUUAAUAUAAUUAUUGCAUAAUACCUUCGUUUCCUUUUUGGUUUGUAUUCCCUGAACCCCUGUAGUACUGACAAAGAGAAAGAUGAUGUCAUCUUUUCCUCGCUGAAUGACACUUGUUUUUCGGUUGCUUUGCAAAAAAAAAAGACAAAAACUGCAUUUCACUGGAGGUAAACGAGGUCACUGGGAAUACGGUUGGUUGGCGCAAGCUGAAGAAUGCCAUGUUUGUUUGUAUUCUGGCUUAUUUUAACUUUGUAUGUUUUCUUUUUGUGUAAUAAAAUGGACAAAGGAACACA
Messenger RNA from Brienomyrus brachyistius, 6509 nucleotides. RefSeq names its product nectin-3-like protein. Gene Ontology annotation, biological process: homophilic cell-cell adhesion; heterophilic cell-cell adhesion. NCBI's taxonomy places the organism in Eukaryota, Metazoa, Chordata, Actinopteri, Osteoglossiformes, Mormyridae. The record is from RefSeq and is a predicted model, not a curated record. Gene Ontology annotation, cellular component: apical junction complex; adherens junction.